Molecule: messenger RNA, 1252 nt
Organism: Glycine soja
Lineage: Eukaryota; Viridiplantae; Streptophyta; Magnoliopsida; Fabales; Fabaceae
Product: aldose 1-epimerase-like
Exons: 5
Coding region: 60-1115 (351 amino acids)
Biological process (GO): beta-D-galactose catabolic process via UDP-galactose, Leloir pathway; glucose metabolic process
Molecular function (GO): aldose 1-epimerase activity; carbohydrate binding
Source: RefSeq, a predicted model, not a curated record
CCCUUUGAUAUAAAUCCAUAGUUAGGGGGUCAUAUUUACAGAAGAACUAUUAUUCAACCAUGUCUAAGGUAUUCUUGUUGUUAUGUUUUCUCCCUGGGCUACUCCUUGUUCAGGCACAUAAACAUCAUAAGAAAAUUGGGUUUUAUGAACUGAAGAGAGGAGAUCUUAGGUUGAAUUUGACAAAUUACGGUGCUACAAUUAUCUCAGUCAUAACACCUGAUAAACAUGGGAAAUUAGCCGAUAUUGUUCUUGGCUACGAUUCCAUUGAUUCUUAUAAGAAUGAUACAGUUUACUUCGGUGCCCUUAUUGGACGUGUGGCAAAUAGGAUUAGAGGAGCUAAAUUCACUUUGGAUGGCAAAACCUACAAAUUGCCCGCUAAUGAUCACGGGAACACACUUCACGGUGGCGCAAGAGGCUUCGGUGAUGUUGUAUGGUCUGUGGAAUCCCACAAGAAACACCGUCACGUGACAUUUACCUACGAUAGUUUUGAAAAUGAACAAGGCUUUCCUGGAAAACUUAAGGUCUCAGUGACUUACAUGCUCAUUGGAAGACACAAAUUGGCAGUGAAAAUGAUAGCAAAGCCAGUGGACAAAGCCACACCAGUGAAUCUAGCACAGCAUACUUACUGGAACCUUAGGGGCCACAACAGUGGUGACAUUCUUUCUCACACUGUUCAGAUCUUUGGCUCACACAUCACACCAGUGGACAGGCUUCUCAUCCCCACCGGCGAAAUCAUAUCUGUUAAGGGCACCCCUUAUGAUUUCCUUGAACCAAAAAAAGUUGGAAGCCAGAUUCAGGAAGGUCUAUAUGACAUGAACUAUGUGCUAGACAAAAGUUUCAAAAAGCACUUAAGUAAGGUUGUUGUGGUGACAGACCCUGUCUCUGGGAGGAAAUUGGAGCUUUGGUCAAACCAACUUGGUCUGCAGUUCUAUACUAGUGGCCAGUUGAAUGCUACCAAAGGCAAGGAUGGAGCCGUAUACCGCAAGCAUGCCGGCAUUGCCUUGGAGACACAGGGUUUCCCAGAUUCUGUGAAUUACCCUUACUUUCCAUCCCAGAUUGUGAGGCCUGGGGAGAUUUAUAAGCACACCAUGCUUUACAGAUUCACAACUAGCUAAAUGGAUUUUAGAAUUUACAAAUGAAGCUGCAAUGCAAUAUGUUUAGUUUUGAAUAGUUUUGAGUUUGCUUCCUAUGAUACAUUUUAUUUAGUUUUGAAUAGUUUUCAAUAAAUGUUGCACUAUGGUUCAAGUUUCAA